AUGCUUGGAGCAAGAUUCGGGAGGACGCUGGGCUACGGCUUGGUGAGAAACAGGGCGACUCCGUUUGCGAGGUCAGUUCGCUACUAUGACGCCAAGGAUGAGUACGAAGUCAAGGGAUUUCGCAAGUUUAUCGGUCCAUUUUGGGUAAUCACAACUCGACCGUUUCUCAAGAUUUACGGAACUGCCACGUUUUUCUUUUUGCUCUAUUACUAUCCCCUUGAUAAAUACCUCCUGGGCGUUAGGGAAAUCAAGGCCGAACUGGACGCCAAGGUCAGAAAGUAG
Theileria equi strain WA is the source of this 282-nucleotide messenger RNA. RefSeq lists its product as hypothetical. The record is from RefSeq and is a predicted model, not a curated record. NCBI's taxonomy places the organism in Eukaryota, Apicomplexa, Aconoidasida, Piroplasmida, Theileriidae. The transcript has a single exon. The coding region runs from base 1 to 282 and encodes 93 amino acids.